Molecule: messenger RNA, 3545 nt
Organism: Conger conger (European conger)
Lineage: Eukaryota; Metazoa; Chordata; Actinopteri; Anguilliformes; Congridae
Gene: cep63
Product: centrosomal protein 63
Exons: 15
Coding region: 121-2295 (724 amino acids)
Biological process (GO): de novo centriole assembly involved in multi-ciliated epithelial cell differentiation; centriole replication
Cellular component (GO): centriole
Source: RefSeq, a predicted model, not a curated record
AUAUUAUGAUUCUGCGCAUUGACUGUAAACAUUUAAACGCGCUGUUUCUAAGAUAAUUCCGCUUGUGUGUGAUUACUGUAACUGAAAAUGGUUGAAGUUACGCGGUGCCAAUAAUUGAAAAUGGAUGCCUUUUUGGGGACUCUGCAAGAUCAUGACGUGAGCUCUGUUCUGUCGUCUUGUGAGCCGGAACUUUUGGAGCUGAUGCGUCAGAUUGACAUCAUGGUAGCCCACAAACGGAGCGAGUGGGAGACAGAGAUGCGGGCCGUAGAGGCGAGCCUGCAGACUCGCGAAGAGGAGCUCAAAUCCGCCAGGGAGUUUGCUGAGAGCAAGAAUACCGAGGUCAGCAUUCUCCGCCAGCAGCUAGAAGACACGCAGGCUGGAAGGAAGGAGGCCAUUGCCAAGUAUGAAGAGCAGCUGCGACAAAUGCGCGAUGAGUUGUCCAGGUUGAAGCGGAGCUACGAGAAGCUCCAGCGCAAACAGCUGAAGGAGGCCAGGGAGGGAGCCAAGAGCCGCGAGGAGGACCGGACGGAGCUGACUCGACUCACCAGCAAGAUCGAGGAGUUUCGACAUCGCUCUGCAGAGUGGGAGCAACAGCGGAUUCAGUACCAGAAGCAGGUGGUCUCCCUAGAGACCCAGAGGAAGAACCUACAUGAACAGUUCCAGCAGUUCCAACAUAUGCAGCGCUCUCCGGGCCGCGGCAGGGAGGCGCAGCGGGAGGAGCAGAGCAGCCAGGCGGAGGUGCAGAGGCUGCGCGUGCAGCUGGACCGGGCGAGGGACGCCCUCCGAGCGCAGGAGCUGCAGGUGGAGCGUCUGGGCCUGCUGCAGUCGGAGCUGGGAGACUCCCGGAGGGAACGGCAGGUCAGCGGCACGGUGCUGAGCGAGGAGAAGGCAGAGCUGCGGGCCACGCUGGACGCCCAGGACGAGUUUGUGCACAGCUCCGGCCUGCAGCUGCAGCAGCUGCGCGGGGAGCUGGCCAGGCUGAACCAGGCCCUGCAGGCCAAAGACCACGUCAUCAGGACCCUGGAGGACAGUUUUGGGGCUGAUGGGGUGACGUUGGGUCUCAGAUGGGAGCUGGAGAAGGCCCUCUCCCAGCUGCACACAUCCCGCUCCUGCGAGGCUCACCAAAAAGCCGAGGCAGCCCGACUCCGCGAAAGCAUCGACAACGUCCUGCGAGGGUCGCAGGGAAGUCUGGGGAAGAGCCCAGAGCUGGAGCAGCUGGAGGGAGAGCACAGUCGCUUGGUGGGAGAAGUGAAGAGGCUGAGGGACGAGUUGCAUACGGUGGAGCAGACCCGGCGUGGGGAGGUGGACGGCAUGAGGAAAGAGGUGUCCCAGCUGACCAAUGAGCUGCACCAGCGUGACAUCACCAUCGCCACGCUCAGCGGCUCCGCCUCCGGCAUCGAGCGACAGCUGCGGGCCGAGGUGGAGCGGGCAGAGCGCCGGGCCAGCGAGCUCAAGGUGACCCAGGUCCAGCUGGAAACCCUUAAAAUGGAGAACGAGCACCUGACCGGGAUGCUGGAGCGGCUGCAGUCGAGGUCGUCCAAGAAGGGCGAGACCUCUCCGGCGCCCCAGAGGGACAGUCUGGAGCAGGAGAACCUGCAGCUGAGGCAUGAGCUGGCAGAGGUUCAGGCCCAACUGGAGGCCCUUACGCAAACCUGGAAGGACAAGCUUGAGCAGACUCUACUGCAGAGCCAGGAGGAGCUGAACCAGCUCCGCUUGGCUGAGGAAAGGAAAGCCCAGGACCUCCAGCGGCAACACGGGGAGGAAGUGCUCGCCCUGGAGGCGAAGCUGCAGGAGAAGACCGCGCGCUACGAAGAACAGAUCCAGAGCCUCCGGAGACGGCUGGAGGCCCCUCCUCGGCCCUCCUCGGCCCCCCGGGCCGGCAGGUCCGGCUCAGCCACGCCCCGCUCUCGCUCUUCCUUGUCCUCCUCCACUUCCUCCUCCGGUUGCCUCGAAGGUCGGUCGUCGGCCCACGAACGGCCCCAUUUGAUCUCCGCAGCCCCCGAUGGCAGCGAAGGCCAACGCUCCACCAACAGCAGCUCACAGGAGUCCCUGCAUCUCCUGGGACAGGAGCAGGUCUCUCAGCUGGUAUUGGACGGCUCCUCGCCCCCGGGGUCGGUGGCCACUCGGUUCCUGGAGGAGGAGACCCUCCGCUCCCAGGAGCUCUUGCUGAAGCUGGACGCCCACAUCCAGGACAUGAGGGAGGACACUUCCAAAACUGUCAGGAAGUACCUGGAGGAGGGCGCCGGCCCCGUCUCCCCCCAGGAACCGGGGCCUCGCGAGACGCCGCAACAGUGAACGCGUAUCCUCAACCGCGGGGUACAAAGUGCCGUUCGCAACCGCCAAAUGGAUCCCAGUGUGCACCUGGGCACACUUAUGCAGUAGGCUAUUGGGGACUUGGGGGCGGGUUAUAAGUGCCUAUCGACAGUGGAGUGCUCCGACUUCAUUGGGUGAAUGAAUUGCAAACAGCAGGGGUGUGAAACUAUCCUCGGUUUGCCAUGCUGUUGCUAGUUUGAGUUGGUCCAGUUGAUAGUUUUGUACAUUUACAACUAAGGAUAUCCCAGAAUGCAGUGCCAUUAAUUGAAUGCAAAGCCAUCUUCAACGGUUUUUUAUUGUUUAGAAGUAUUUGGGCUGAUGCCAAUUGCCAUCAAAGGUUCGUCACCCAUGGUGUGUACAGGGCCAACUCUUCAGUGAGACUGUGUACCCACUCUCCCCUGAGUGACCGAACUUUCAGAGCACGUCGUUCAGACAUCUCUUGGCUCUUGCAACUGAACACAUUCCACAUUCUUGGGCCUUCCAGUCAGCUUGCACAUUGGGAUGUGGGAAGAAAUGGUCUGACAUUCAAAGUGCCUUUUUUUUCUUUGUCUAUUUAAUGUUUUUUGUACCUGGUCUAUGUAUUUUGCGGUUUGGGAGGGGGAAGAACAUGUUGAUUGGUGUCACUGUAAAAAUCGGACUUGAAUGUCUUGAAAAUUUGUGUGUUUGAAAGGAAUCUCUCGCCCCAAAUGAGCAGUGACAAUCCUCUGUGGUUCCAGUCUCUCGGGAUUGUCAAAUGCUUGUUUUUCCAAACGGCCUCCUUAACAAGUGCAUCUUAUCCACGCCGUCCAGGCAUUCAUAGCUACAGGAGUUCCAGUACGGCCGUCUUCCCACAGGAGACUUUCUGCAAAGAGCGGAACGGCACAUUGCCGGGAAUUUUUUGGGGGAGAGCAACGCUCCCUCCUUGGGACAAUGAUCCAAGUGGGGGGUGCACUGCAGCUCAGACCCCCUGCGCUCGACUGGGGGGGGGGCGGCAUUCUUCCACCACGGACCCCCAGGCCCUGACGAGGCCCACCGGGUUGUUUAACGAAGUUUUCGGCAGGAAUGCUCACAGAGUGCCAACAAACUCAUGCCCCCCCCCCUUUCCUUUUAUGAGAAGGAGCAUGUGGAAUCUUAAUGUCAACCAUGUGGGACAAAUUUUGAGAGCCAAAAUCAGAAGGAAAUUAUUGAUGUGAGUCGAGGGGAAGGAUCCUCACAUUUUACAGAUGGCCUGAUAGCAUAAACAAUGGGGAGGG